AUGGCCCCCAUAAGACGCUAUCUCCGCAUUAGCAAAUACUCCGUCCUCGAAUGUCGCAUCUUCCUCGAAAACCCAUCCGAUGCGCGAUGGCUUCUAGACUCCAAUUCUCGCGACCCCGUCCUUCCGCGGAUAUUUAACACUAUCAAACCGCUUGUAUUACCUAAGCUGCGGGAAGAGAAUGAGCGUGCGUUGGCAAAGAAGAAGAGUAAUCCUGUGAAGGAUGUUUUGGUUGAGGAUGAUUUUGAAGUUGCCAUCUUUUUGCGAGAAUCUGGAACAAAGCAUUCCUUGCUUACGAAGCAGAAGAGCUUCGGAAAUAAGCAAAAGAUGAAAAGUAACUCGAAUAAACUUACGGGAUCAACGGCGGAGAUUCUCGUGGAAAGCGAUGAUGAAGGCAACAACGGGCGAACCGGUAUUGACAUGAGCGCCAUCCCUGAGGUGGUAGACUCGGAGGAGGAAAAGUCCGACGCAGAAAAACGGGCUGGAAAGGCUGCUGCACUGGCAACGGAUACUCUCGACGACAAAAAGCUUCAACUUACGACGAGUUAUGAUGGAUUCGGUAUUUGGGGAUGGGUGCUGUGUUUGCUCGUGACACGAAAAGGUCAGAAGGGUCGCAAAGGAGUGGAUGGCGGUGCUGGUGCGGCUACUUCUGGGCAAGCUUUGAUGGAGGAAUGGAUUGGGACGCAGAUGCAGCCAGUUCUUGAUGAGGAUUGA
Molecule: messenger RNA, 711 nt
Organism: Talaromyces amestolkiae
Lineage: Eukaryota; Fungi; Ascomycota; Eurotiomycetes; Eurotiales; Trichocomaceae
Exons: 2
Coding region: 1-711 (236 amino acids)
Source: RefSeq, a predicted model, not a curated record